Acanthosepion pharaonis is the source of this 468-nucleotide messenger RNA. NCBI's taxonomy places the organism in Eukaryota, Metazoa, Mollusca, Cephalopoda, Sepiida, Sepiidae. The record is from the annotation of a GenBank genome assembly.
AUGCUACGACCAAACCUUGAGGAUUAUGAUGAGGAAAUCAAAUUUAAAGGUUUCAUACCAAGCCGUGAUUUCAUACCCGGCGAAAAUCUCAUUGACAACGUUAAACACAUGAUAAUGUUAUCGUCCCUUCUACCGUUCCUUCGUUUCUUUCUUUGUUUCUUUCUUCGUUUUUUCUUUCUUUGUUUUUUUCUUCGUUUCCUUCUUCGUUUUUUUCUUUUUUCGUUUCUUUCGUUUUUUCUUUCUUCGUUUCCUUCUUUUUUCUUUCUUCGUUUUUUCUUUUUUCGUUUUUUCUUUCUUCGUUUCUUUUUUCUCGACAUGAAAAAAAGAAAAGAAAAGCAAGUGAUAAAUUACAAAGUUUUAUCUAUCUAUCUAUCUAUCUAUCUAUCUAUCGUCUGUUCACACCUAUCUAUCGAUCUACCUAUCCUUUCUUCUCUUUCUCAUUCUGACUUUUUUUUUAAUCUAAUAUGA